Babesia microti strain RI is the source of this 1116-nucleotide messenger RNA. Its product is annotated as DHHC palmitoyltransferase. The coding region runs from base 1 to 1116 and encodes 371 amino acids. Gene Ontology annotation, molecular function: protein-cysteine S-palmitoyltransferase activity. Gene Ontology annotation, biological process: peptidyl-L-cysteine S-palmitoylation; protein targeting to membrane. NCBI's taxonomy places the organism in Eukaryota, Apicomplexa, Aconoidasida, Piroplasmida, Babesiidae. The record is from RefSeq and is a predicted model, not a curated record. The transcript has 9 exons. Gene Ontology annotation, cellular component: Golgi apparatus; endoplasmic reticulum.
AUGAAGAAUAGUCCUACGAUGGAAUAUAGCCAAAAUUCAUUUUUCAGUGAUGUGGGUUCGACGGUUUACAGUUCUAAUAACUCUGUACAUAAUUUUGCUGACAACACUGGUGGAGAAUACUUGGGAUAUAAAAAUAGAGUAUCGAUUAAAAAAUCGAAAUUAAGCAAGUAUUUCACCUUCCUGCCGGUUGUCUCUCUGAUCUCAAUAGUAAUAUUUUUCUACACUACAACUCUAUCGUAUCACCUAAUCCCCCUAAUUUCUCAGUCAUCAGAGGUCUAUGAGAACCAGUUCGUAUACGAAUUCUCAACUUAUCACUUCUUUUUCACCUUAUUCAUAAUAAACUACUUAUUAUGUUUAUUUGUAAAGCCUGGUACCAUACCAGAUGACCAAAAAUGGAAUGUAGAUCAAUCCAGUCCGGAUCUUAAGUUGCUUGAAAAAAAGAAAACGGGCGCUCCUAGACAAUGUCGCUGGUGCAAUAAGUUUAAGCCGGAUAGAACUCAUCAUUGCGAUCGCUGUGGUACAUGUGUUUUGAAAAUGGAUCACCAUUGUCCCUGGACUUCACAAUGCGUGGGCUGGAACAACUAUAAAUAUUUCUUUCUCACAAUUUUUUACGCAACUUUAACACUUUUAUACACAGUAUACAUCCUCACACCAACUAGCGUAAACUCGCUUCAUGAUAAGACGCCAUUUCAGAUUGUAUCCAUUAUUUUCAUUGUAAACAUAUUUUCCCUAAUCAUUUCACUAGUGUUGCUGUUCUUCUUCAAUUUCCACUUGUGGUUGAUAUUGAGAAACAAGACUACUGUGGAGUAUUUGGAAGGUUUUAAACCUAUUAGGCCCGAUUGGGAUAUUGGGAUUUAUCGCAAUUUCUGCAGUGUACUUGGUUCUAAUCCGUUUUUAUGGUUUUUACCCGUACCAAACAAAAAUACGUUUUCUGAUGGGCUGACAUUUAGUAAGAAUUUCGAACACUACAAUCAAUCAAACACAAUUUUUGAUGACAUGAACUUUAAUGAUAAUAUUACAGAAAUCAUGAAUUCCAAUGAAACUAUUGGAGAUAUUAAUUCUGAAUUCAUAAGAACGUCAAGGGAAAAUGAAUUAUUUAAACCAAUCAUCGAUUAA